AUGGCAUCCCCUUUCCGUACUCCUCGCCGGUCCAUGGCGGGACGUCAAUCGGUGACUGGCAAGGUUGGAACGAAGGCAAAGGCCGUGGAUUUGGUGACGGGCAAAGCAGUCGUCGAAUAUUUUUUUGAUCCCACGCUGAUAAUGCCUUCCAACGAAUCUUUUAACGAUAGUACUACAUCUUUCAGGACCCCCUCUUCCAGCAAAAGCCUAGGCAAAAAUGGAGCGGAUGACGAUGCACUGUAUGCUUCCAAACAUCUAUUUAUACCCUGUACCAUUAUCAAGCGACUGGAAGAUGAUGGCAAAACGACAAACACCGAGCCCUAUGAUGGGCCAACCCUGGUCAAAACGUCGGAUGGGAGUCUACACAAAAUCUACUCUAGUGCCAAGUUGACGGCACUGACAGCACCUGACGAUUACAUGGGACUAGACGACAUUCUUCAUCUACCUCAUGUCACGGAAGCGAGUCUGUUGCAUACCCUGAGAAUCCGAUACAAAAGGGACGAAAUCUACACAAGUGCAGGACCAAUUCUCAUCUCGAUCAACCCCUAUCGAAUAAUCAACUUGCCCAAUGGAGCAUCACUCUACUCGGAAGAACUCAUGUUGAAGUAUAGAACACAAGGGGAUUUUUCAACCGACAAACCACCACAUCUAUUCCAAGUUGCCGAUCGGGCAUAUGUUGCCAUGAUGGAUUCGGUUCACCCUAGUAUGGAAUUCAAGCACAUGGAUGAUGAAGAUGCCAUGAUGUUGACCGAGCACCAUGUUCCUCCUGGGAGAGCACGAAAUCAGAGUAUUAUCAUUAGUGGUGAGAGUGGUGCUGGGAAAACGGAAGCCACAAAGUACAUUAUGAAGUAUCUUGCACGCAUCACCAAAAAGUCCAAAAGCUCUUCGUCCAAUCCCCUCAUGAGCCCUGAUGGGAAAAUGAUUGCCGCCCUCGAGGACCGCGUUCUCUCCUCCAAUCCACUGCUCGAAACAUUUGGAAAUGCCCAAACCCUUCGAAACGACAAUUCAUCUCGAUUUGGAAAGUACAUUCACAUCUUCUUCAAUACACAAACCGGUGCCAUCACCGGUGCCUCCUUAUCCAACUAUUUGCUCGAAAAGACUCGUAUCACCCAACAAGUCGAUGGUGAACGAAACUACCACAUCUUUUACCAGCUAUUGGCAGGAGCUGACGCGGAAAUGUUGGCCGAUAUGGGACUCGAAGGUGGGUCGGAAGCAUUCAAUUAUCUAGGGAACCGAUCGGACACCAUCAGGACCGACGUGGAUGCCGAUGCGUUUGCAGAAACGCGCGAGUGUUUGUCACGGAUAGGUCUCUCGGAGGAAGAACAGCUGGCAGUCUUUCGCAUUGCAGCCGGUGUGUUGCAUUUGGGAAAUGUGCAGUUUGAGGAAAAGGGGGAGUCCGGCGAACCGGGCCACAGUGAACAUGCCACAAUUUCCGAAGCUAGUAAGCCCAGCUUGACCAAGGCGUGCGAGCUCCUCGGAUUGGACGAGGCAAAAGUUGCAGAUGCAAUCUUGACAAAAAACAUUAUCGUUGGCGGAAAAACGAUCAAAAAGGCCCAAACUGUCGCCAAUGCCGCGGAAAAGCGUGAUGCUUUUGCCAAGUUGGCAUAUUCCUGUGCGUUUGUUUGGCUCGUCAAUUGCAUCAAUGAAACAUUGGACAGAACAUCCAACAGCAAGGAAGUUACCGAAGCGACAAAGAAGAAGGCUGUGGGGGAUGCCGCGGUCGCAGAUGAGUCAGUGUUCAUCGGAGUGUUGGAUAUUUAUGGCUUUGAGUGCUUUCAAGAGAAUGGCUACGAACAACUUUUGAUCAACUAUUGCAACGAGAAGCUACAGCGGCAGUUCAAUGAAAACGUGUUCACCGUGGAACAGAAUCUCUACACUUCAGAAGGAAUUGACUGGACGUACAUCACCUUCAACGACAAUCGACCUUGCCUGGACCUGAUUGAGGGGGGAGGAGGAACGGUUGGAAUCCUCAAUACACUGGAUGACGCAUGGGGUGGUAUGGGAAACGCAGGUGAAAAGGACAUCAAAUUUGUGAACCAACUUCACAAGACGUACGGAAGCACUCCAGGGACCGAGGUGAAGAAGCAACAGAAGAACGGUCAACGGUCACAUGAUUACUUCGUAACGCCAAAGUUUGGAAAAGACAAUCAGUUCGUCGUUGUCCACUUUGCUGGAGAGGUGCGAUACACUGUAGACGGCUUUGUAGAAAAGAACAUGGAAACUUUGAGCAACGAACUGCGUUCAGUAGGAUAUGACUCGACAAUCUCUCUGGUCAGCGAUGUUUUUGCGUCCGGCGGAGUUGGUGGUGUCACCGGACCGUCACCCAAGCGGUCAACUAUUCGAGGUGUCAGCGUCGGCUCUCAGUUCCGCGCAUCUCUGCAGAUUCUUGUUGCCGAUCUUGAGAAAACCCAGCCUCAUUACAUCAGGUGCAUCAAACCAAACUUACAGAAAUCACCAAAUGCGUUUUCAUCGGGAGAGGUACUGAAGCAGCUGCGAUACUCCGGCAUGAUGGAAGCAAUUCGCAUUCGUCGAGAAGGCUAUGCACUGCGAGAAGACCAUGAGAGCUUUUACAAUCGCUUCAGUGUCUUGCUCAGUCAGGAAGACAUGCAGGGUGGUUCAGGCAUUGAGCAUUUGGUGAAGGUCCUCUCGAAGCGCCUCUCGGUUACUGACGCAGAUUGGCAGAUUGGGCACUCAAAAAUUUUCCUACGGCGAGAACUAUCAGAGAAGCUCGAGCGACUCGCAACUUUGCGCGUUCAUAGGGCUGUGAGGACGAUUGGGAGGUUUGGCAAACGCGUCGCAACAACUCGAGUUAACCGUCUGCUAGUUCCUUGGAUUCGGUUCCGACUCCACAUGAUCCGUUUGUAUCGAAAGCGACGGGCAGCGAACAAAGUAGCCGCGGCCUAUCGAGGUUACGCGCAAAAGAAACGCUACGCUGCUGUUCUCGUUGCAGUGAUCAAGUUGCAAGCGCUUCAGCGUCGAAAGGCUGCCAUCACCUAUGCACAACACCUUCGGGAUCCUUAUCUGGGAAUGACGUUCAAGGAUGUAAAGCGGCUGCUGGCACAAGAGCAAAACCGGCUUGAAGCUGCAGUCAAAGAAAAAGAUUUCAAGCUUGCUGCAGAGUUGGAAACAAAGAUCGAUGAAGUGAAGGAAGUUUUAGAGGCAAAGAGACCUCUUACUCGUGCGGUGCUCGAAGAGCGCAUUGCGCAGGCAGAAAAAGACUUUUCUGAAGCACUCUCCCGCAAAGAAUAUGCAGCUUGCGAUCCUUUGCAGCAGCAAAUCAACGAGCUUAAGGCGAAGCGAGAAAUGUUGCCGACGCUUCAGGAACUCAAGGAUGGACUUCGGGCUGCCGAAGAAGCCGUUGCCCUGGCUGCUUCCAAGCGAGACUUUUCUGGUGCUGCUGAAGCGCAAGCAGCCGUUGACACUGCAAAACGUCGCUUGGAAGAGGCGAUGGCCAAUGAGAACGAGACUGAUGGCGAGGACGAGGCGGGAGAGCCGAAAGCAGGUGAAGCCGGUGAUUUUGAAAUUGAUGGAGUCAAAUCUAGGGCUCAGCUUGAAGAGCAAAUAUCCGAAUUGCACAAAUCAAUUGACAGCGCAAUCAAUGCGAAGGACUUCAAGACGGCUUCUUCCUUGCAGCAGACUUUAGAGUCAAAGGAAUCCUUUCGAAAGUUCUUCCCUUCACUGCAGGAGCUGGAAGACAAAAUGAUCGCGUUGAAGAAGGAACUUGAAGGAGCAAUUCAGAAGAAAGCUUUUGCCGAUGCAGGAGAGCUUCAUAAUCAAAUCGAUGCUCUCGCAGCCAAAAUCGAGCAAGAAAAGUCUCAGAUGAAAGAUGCCGAUCCUCUCUCGGGUGAAACUGCAAGCAGCGGUGCAACCGCAGUUGGGCUGGACGGGCAGACGAAGACUUUUGAAACACGAGCCGACCUGGAAGAUGAGCUGAUGGCAGUUUCGGCAGAGGUAUCCAAGGCGGUGGCUUCCAAGAAUUUUGCAAAGGCUGAAGAGCUUCAUUCAUUGACGGAAGAGCUUGAAGGGUUUCGGAAGACCCUUCCCACAAUUUCGGAAAUCGAAGAGAAGUUACGAGCAAGCCGCAAAGAGUUUGAAAACGCGGUCGCACAAAAGGAUUUCUCGGGCGCAGACGUAAUCAACAAAAGCAUAGAGACUCUCGAAACGAAGCUGAAAAAGGAGAAAGAGAAGCAACCUAAGCAGCCCAUGCCUUCCCUGCAACCAAAAGUGGCUGUCAUGGCAAAUGCCAACUCGAAGCAGAAGGCCUCUGUUGCCCCCCGGGCCAAAGUCGCCGCGAAGGCGGGGGCGCCCGUUGUUGCCAAGUCAGCCAAGGCACCAGUCGCUUCCGCAGCAAACUGGGAUGCACAAAGUGUUCAAUCAAUGCCUGUAGUGAAGUCCUCUGGUGUGCCAUCCGAUGCGCAAAGUAUUCAUUCUGUGCCAGUCAAAAGGUCAACAAAUGCUACAAACCCGACUCCCAAGACGACUCGAGCUAGACCUGUCUCCAAGUUGCGACCACGGAAACCUUUGAUAUCAUCAUCGACUGACAGCGUUCUUUCAGUCGUAAAGGAGCUCUCCACCAGACGAGGGGAUGCUUCGCUGGUGGUGGAUGCAAAAGGAGGAUUGUGUGGUAUCUUCACCGAUGUGGACAUCACAAGGCGUGUUGUUGCAAAGGAUCUCGAUGCCAAGGCAACUGCUGUCUCAAACGUAAUGACGCCGAAUCCAACUUGUGUUUCCUUGACUGACUCCGCACUUGAUGCAUUGACCACAAUGAUUGAAAACCAUUUCCGCCACUUGCCGGUUGUUGAUGCGUCUGGAGCUGUGAUCGGCCUUUUGGAUAUUGCAAAGUGUCUGAAUGACGCCAUCAGCAAGCUCGAGAAGUCGGAAGAGAGGCACAGUAGCAUGGCAGAAGAUGCCGUGAAGCAAGUCCUUGGCAGCCAAAACAAUCAAGAUGCCCAAUCUGUUGCAUUGCACGCACUGCUUGGCCAGAUGAUGACAAAUGCCUUUGGAAGCCAGUCUUCACCAUCACUUGGGAGUAUACUUUCCGGGAAGCCAAGCACAACUGUAGAUGCAUCCACUAGCAUCAAGGAUGUUGGCAGCCUUAUGGCUUCAAACAGAAAAGCGGCCCUCGUGGUGGAAGGAGGCAAACUAGUUGGUAUCUUUGGCUUCAAGGAUAUGAUGACUCGAGUAGUAGCCAAGGAGUUGCCAUUGGAUACAACUACAGUCUCAUCUGUCAUGACUGAGCAUCCUGAAUCUGUACCACCAGAAAUGACAGUUCUUGAAGCCCUGCAAACAAUGCAUGACCACAAGUUCCUAACACUCCCUGUGUGCUCACAAAGUGGUGAUGUACUUGGUGUCGUAGAUGUCAUUGAUGUCAUCAAUGCAUGUGGGGGUGUGAAUGGCUGGCGGUCAUUGUUCAGCAGUGCCAUGGAAGUUGAUGAUGACGAAUCUGAUGCCGCCUCAGCAGUAAGCUUCUCAAAGAUGGGCAAACCUCAAGCACAGCUUGGCCCAGGAAAUAUGGGUGCCCUCCAAGAAUCAAACCACGAGCGUCCUGUCUCAAUGCUCCGGCCUAGGAAGCCUCUUUGUUCAGAUUCUACAGACAGUAUACUAUCAGUUGCUCAAAUGCUUGCAAGCAAGCGUGGGGAUGCAGCUUUGGUUCUUUCAUCGCGGGGAGGAGUGAGUGGUAUUCUCACAGAUGUGGACAUUACCAGGAGAGCACUUGCCAAAGGACUGGACCCAAGCAUUACCACCGCGAAAGAAGUCAUGACCCCAAACCCAGUGUGUGUCUCUCUCAGUGAUUCAGCAAUGGAUGCCUUGGGGACAAUGAUUGAGAAUCACUUUCGGCAUCUUCCAGUGUUGAAUGAACGGGGCUCAGUUGUUGGCCUUUUGGACAUAGCGAAAUGCCUCAAUGAUGCCAUCACAAAGCUGGAGAAAGCACAGACAAAAAGCAAGGCUGGCAUGACCCAGGAAACCAUUAAGCAGGUCCUUGGCACAACUAGGAAUGGCGAUGCACAUGGCUUAGCCCUUCAGGCACUGCUGGGAGACGUCAUUUCCAAGGUAUUUAGUGAACAGGAAUCAGUUACACUUGAAAGCCUUCUCCAAGGAAAGCCACAAGCAUUUGUAGCUCCAGUAGCCAGUCUUCAAGAAGUUAGCAUGCUCAUGGCAGAACAUCGAAAAUCAGUGCUGGUUGUGGAAAAAGGGAAGCUUUGUGGGAUUUGCAGCUUCAAGGACAUGAUGACACGUGCUGUCGCCAAAGAGCUGCCUCUGAAGACCACAGCUGUGGCAACUGUCAUGACUGAGCAUCCUGAGUUUGUUCCUCCAGAUACAACAGUCCUAGAGGCCUUGCAGAUAAUGCACGACCAUCGGUUUCUUACACUACCUGUCUGCAAAGCCGGUGGACAAGUGGUUGGUGUGGUUGACGUGUUUGAGGUCAUUCUUGCUUGUGGUGGUCAAGAUGGUUGGAGGUCGAUUUUCACAAGUGCAAUGGAAAUAGACGAUGACUCUUCUGAUGCGGGUUCAGUUAGCAGCUUUACAUCUCAGAAAAGGAGAGCUCCAGCCCAGAAACUCCGAGAAGGCAAAAUGGCAGCUGUUCCAGAGUCUACGCAAGAGCGCCCCGUGUCCAAGCUGAGACCAAAGAAACCCUUGAUUUCUGGCGCAGAAGACAGCAUCUUGUCUGUGACUCAAAUGCUUGCCAGUAAGAGAGGUGAUGCUUCCAUUGUUGUGGAUAGCUCUGGAACACUCUCUGGCAUUGUGACAGAUGUGGACAUCACCCGGAGAGUUGUGGCCAAGUCAGUGGAUCCAGCAACCACAAAUGUUGCUGUUGUGAUGACGCAGGAUCCCACUUGUGUAUCCAUGUCUGACUCUGCUAUGGAUGCUAUGGCAACAAUGGUGGAAAAUCACUUCAGACAUCUUCCAGUGCUGGAUGAUAGUGGUUCUGUUGUUGGUGUCUUGGACAUUGCAAAGUGUUUGAACGAUGCCAUCACCAAGCUAGAGAGAUCUGUGGACAAGAGCAGCAAUUCUGUAGAAGAUGUUGUGAAGCAAGUGGUGAAUCAGCAAGGCUCUGGCGGAUCCCAAGCAAUGGCAUUACAGGCAUUACUUGGCCAAGUGAUGUCACAAGCCUUUGGAAACCAAACCUCGCCAACUUUGGGUAGUCUCCUUGCAGGAAAGCCUCCACUGACUGUAGUGUCACCAGAAGCUAGUACAAGAGAAGCAGGUUUGCUGAUGGCCCAACACAGAAAGGCAGCUCUGGUGGUUGAAGAUGGAGUGCUUACAGGGAUCUUUGGCUUCAAGGACAUGAUGAGUAGGGUUGUUGCCAAAGGGCUACCCCCAGAUUCAACCUUUGUGUCUGGUGUGAUGACUGCCAAUCCUGAAUCUGUGUCCAGUGAAAUGACGGUCCUGGAGGCAAUGCAGGUGAUGCAUGACAACAAAUUCCUGACAUUGCCAGUCUGUGGUAACAAUGGCUCUGUCCUGGGAGUUGUUGAUGUGAUGGAUGUGAUUCUAGCAUGUGGGGGGAAGGAUGGGUGGAGAUCUAUUUUUAACAAAACCAUUGAAAUGGAUGAUUUUUCAGACUCUGCUUCAGUCUUCAGCAGAGAAAGCCGAGGAAAAUCUGUAUCUGGCAUGUCAAGGAAUACCCAAUCCACAAAACGGGAGUUGAGAGCUGUGGCAAAGCUGAGACCAAAGAAACCCUUGAUUUCUGGCGCAGAAGACAGCAUCUUGUCUGUGACUCAAAUGCUUGCCAGUAAGAGAGGUGAUGCUUCCAUUGUUGUGGAUAGCUCUGGAACACUCUCUGGCAUUGUGACAGAUGUGGACAUCACCCGGAGAGUUGUGGCCAAGUCAGUGGAUCCAGCAACCACAAAUGUUGCUGUUGUGAUGACACAGGAUCCCACUUGUGUAUCUAUGUCUGACUCUGCUAUGGAUGCUAUGGCAACAAUGGUGGAAAAUCACUUCAGACAUCUUCCAGUGCUGGAUGAUAGUGGUUCUGUUGUUGGUGUCUUGGACAUUGCAAAGUGUUUGAACGAUGCCAUCACCAAGCUAGAGAAAUCUGUUGACAAGAGCAGCACAACUGUAGAAGAUGUUGUCAAGCAAGUGGUAAAUCAGCAAGGCUCUGGUGGAUCCCAAGCAAUGGCAUUACAGGCAUUACUUGGCCAAGUGAUGUCACAAGCCUUUGGAAACCAAACCUCGCCAACUUUGGGUAGUCUCCUUGCAGGAAAGCCUCCACUGACUGUAGUGUCACCAGAAGCUAGUACAAGAGAAGCAGGUUUGCUGAUGGCCCAACACAGAAAGGCAGCUCUGGUGGUUGAAGAUGGAGUGCUUACAGGGAUCUUUGGCUUCAAGGACAUGAUGAGUAGGGUUGUUGCCAAAGGGUUGCCGCCAGAUUCAACAGUUGUGUCUAAUGUUAUGACUGCGAACCCUGAAUCAGUAUCCAACGAAAUGACAGUUCUGGAAGCCAUGCAAACAAUGCAUGACAACAAAUUCCUGACAUUGCCAGUCUGUGGUAAUGAUGGCUCUGUCCUGGGAGUUGUUGAUGUGAUGGAUGUGAUUCUAGCAUGUGGUGGAAAAGAUGGUUGGAGGUCCAUAUUCAAUAAGACUAUGGAGAUGGAUGACCUAUCCGAAACAGCAUCUGUUUAUAGCCGUGAGAGCCGAGGAAAGUCUGUACCUGGGUUUUCAAGAAAGACCCAAUCCACACAAAAGGAUGCAAGACCAGUAUCAAAGCUGAGACCAAAGAAACCCUUGAUUUCUGGCGCAGAAGACAGCAUCUUGUCUGUGACUCAAAUGCUUGCCAGUAAGAGAGGUGAUGCUUCCAUUGUUGUGGAUAGCUCUGGAACACUCUCUGGCAUUGUGACAGAUGUGGACAUCACCCGGAGAGUUGUGGCCAAGUCAGUGGAUCCAGCAACCACAAAUGUUGCUGUUGUGAUGACGCAGGAUCCCACUUGUGUAUCUAUGUCUGACUCUGCUAUGGAUGCUAUGGCAACAAUGGUGGAAAAUCACUUCAGACAUCUUCCAGUGCUGGAUGAUAGUGGUUCUGUUGUUGGUGUCUUGGACAUUGCAAAGUGUUUGAACGAUGCCAUCACCAAGCUAGAGAAGUCUGUGGAUAAGACUAGUGUUGCUGCAGAAGAUGUUGUGAAGCAAGUGGUGAAUCAGCAAGGCUCUAGCGGAUCUCAAGCAUUGGUAUUGCAAGCUUUGCUUGGCCAAGUCAUGUCAAAAGCCUUUGGAAACCAAACCUCACCAACUUUGGGUAGUCUCCUUGCAGGAAAGCCUCCACUGACUGUAGUGUCACCAGAAGCUAGUGCAAGAGAAGCAGGUUUGCUGAUGGCCCAACACAGAAAGGCAGCUCUGGUGGUUGAAGAUGGAGUGCUUACGGGGAUCUUUGGCUUCAAGGAUAUGAUGACCAGAGUAAUUGCCAAUGAGCUUUCACCUGACUCAACACUGGUUUCAGAUGUGAUGACUGCCAAUCCUGAAUCUGUGUCCAGUGAAAUGACAGUACUGGAGGCAAUGCAGGUGAUGCAUGAUAACCGAUUCUUGACCUUGCCAGUUUGUGACAGCAAUGACACUGUAUUGGGUGUUGUUGAUGUGAUGGAUCUGGUUUUGGCCUGUGGAGGGAAGGAAGGUUGGAGAUCCAUCUUUAGCAAUGCACUGGAUAGUGGUAGCAUCAGCGAUGAUGCUUCAGCAUCUGUAUCCAAGGUUGGAGACCUUCCUGUCAUUGCCGCUACUCCCCGCCAAAGGGCUGUGGCUGCACGGUCUACUCCAAGUUCUCCCUUUCCCAACAAUAUCCCUACCACUCUGGAAUUUCGCAUCGAGGAUGACACAAGUACAAUCAACGAUACACGGGUGGAAUCAAAAAGUGUUCUUUCCGUGUCCGAGGGGGCACAGGUUACUUUCAAGGUGGUUGACCCCAAGGGCAAUACUCAUCGUGUUCGAAGUGAUUUGACUGUUGACAAGCUCAUGGCUGCCUUGGCUCAGAAAGGUUUGCCCACAGGAAUCCAGCUCCAGUUUGUGGAUGAUGAAGGAGACACAAUCGUUGUUAGUAGUGAUGAUUGCCUUGCAGAAGCUGCCAGCAUUUCCCGAUCACAAGGCCACAAGGCAAUCAAGCUCACUGCAAAGGAAGUGGGACCAUCAUUGGACCAAAACACGCUAAUGUUGGCUGGUGUUGGUGCAGCUGUGGCUUUUGUUGGAAUUCUAGUUCUUGUGAUGGGCAGGUCCAGGAGAUAG
Molecule: messenger RNA, 10203 nt
Organism: Seminavis robusta
Lineage: Eukaryota; Bacillariophyta; Bacillariophyceae; Naviculales; Naviculaceae
Source: the annotation of a GenBank genome assembly